AUGUCUCGGCGAUCUUCCAUCGACAGCAUGUUCACAACUGCUUCUCAAUUUGAGCCUAUCACACUUGAGGAUCGUAUCCGUAUUACUUUUGAAAUUGCAAACAUUUUACAAAAACAGGAAUUCUUGCGCAAAUUAGUAAAAUGUUUGAUGUUGUAUGGUGCUCCAGCACACAGACUUGAAUAUAUUCUUCGAGAAGUAUCGCACACACUUGGGGUGGAUGCAGAAUAUGUCUAUAUACCAAACGUCAUGUUUCUGACGUUCUUUGACCAGACAACACAUACAACAGAAACACACUUUAUUCGCAGUUCUCAACUGUUUGAUAUGCAUAAGUUGGGUGAGAUUUAUCGUCUAGAGAGACUAGUUUCUCACGGUGAAGUAUCUGUGGAUGAAGCCCUGGAAUUUAUUGAUAAAGUGGUCAACGAACCACAAUUUUAUCCUGUUUGGUUAAAUCCGUUUGUGUAUGCAAUUGCUAGUUUUUGUGGUUGCGUCAUGUUUUAUGGCGUUUUCUUUGCUACGUAUGAAUUAUUUUCCGGACGUUACUUAAGUUUCCAACCUAUUUGGGAAAUCACUGUUUGUAUUGUUAUCGGAUUUGUCUCUAGAGCUGUAUGGCGGUAUGGUUUUUGCUUCACUCCUGUUGCUUUCGCAUCAUUUAUCGUGAUAUUACCUGGUUAUUCAAUGGCGGUUGCUUUGAUUGAACUUGUGUCCAGACAGCCUGUGAGUGGUGUUGUUCGUAUGGUGUAUGCCAUCAUGUAUUCUUUCUUACUUGGCUAUGGUAUUGAAAUGGGGUCAGAAAUCUUUGGAAAAAUCGACGCAGAGUCUGUGUCAUCACAAGGCCAGGCACAAGCAUGUAAAGCAGCUAGUAGUUCUUCUACUUGUGUUACUAUUAUUCCCCAAGCCUAUUAUUUCUUGACUGUACCAUUGUUUGCUCUUGCGUAUUGUAUCUAUCUUCGUGCAAGAGUACCACGAUGGCUUCCAAUGAUUUUUGUAGCUGUAUCAGGUUUUGUGGUCAACUAUGCUUUAUCUUGUUACGCACAAGCUCCUUCACAAGUUUUGCAAGUAGUUCCAGCAUUUACUGUUGGUCUAUUAGGGAACUUGCUGACAAAGCUUACUGGUAAAAUGUCUUUGGAUGCAGUCAUUCUUGGUAUUUUCUAUAUGGUGCCGGGUAGUUUGGGUUUAAAGUCUGCUUUGGGUUUCUUUGGAUCUUCAGAUAAUAGCGAAUUCGCAAACCAAGGUGCUGGUUUUGCUUUAAGUAUGAUUGAAACAUCGAUAGGUAUUACAGUUGGCUUAUUUAUAGCAACAUUGGUAGUCUAUCCUAAAGGCACUUCACAUACACCAUUGAUGAACUUCUAG
Gilbertella persicaria is the source of this 1350-nucleotide messenger RNA. RefSeq lists its product as uncharacterized. The coding region runs from base 1 to 1350 and encodes 449 amino acids. Gene Ontology annotation, biological process: transmembrane transport. Gene Ontology annotation, molecular function: transmembrane transporter activity. The transcript is spliced from 6 exons. NCBI's taxonomy places the organism in Eukaryota, Fungi, Mucoromycota, Mucoromycetes, Mucorales, Choanephoraceae. The record is from RefSeq and is a predicted model, not a curated record.